This is a messenger RNA of Macadamia integrifolia, 1975 nucleotides long. Its product is annotated as dual specificity protein kinase YAK1 homolog. Gene Ontology annotation, cellular component: cytoplasm. The record is from RefSeq and is a predicted model, not a curated record. Lineage: Eukaryota; Viridiplantae; Streptophyta; Magnoliopsida; Proteales; Proteaceae. Gene Ontology annotation, molecular function: ATP binding; protein serine/threonine kinase activity; protein tyrosine kinase activity. The transcript has 12 exons. Bases 524 to 1960 code for a protein of 478 amino acids. Gene Ontology annotation, biological process: peptidyl-serine phosphorylation; peptidyl-threonine phosphorylation.
CGUCUCUCUUGAUUAAUCAAAAGGAGGGUUUGACUUAACCAUGGUUAAGGUCAGGGUAUAAAAUCGGAAAGCUUUGAGCUUUGCCGAAAAUCUCUCUCUCGCGUCUUUGAAGGAGAAGACUGAGGCGGAGGGAUAACAGUGUUUCUCGGGCCUCGUCUGCAAUUCCGUCCGUCUUUAUUUGCUUUUGUCGAUCACUUGCCCCAUCGAUAGAGACAUCUUAAUCUCUAAUCCAUCCCCUUUUGUUCUUUUUUGUUUCAAUGGUGUGGUUGCUGCAGCUCGAUCGGUUUGCUUUUCCCGAUUGCAUGUUUGUUUGAUCGUUCCUCGAUCAUCAAAAAUUCGAUGCGAAUCGAACAAUAGAUUUUGGUUCUGUUUGAAAUGAGGAUGGGAUUAGAAUCAUCUGGAUAAAUUCUUGACUUUCUUCGAUCGGUUUAAUUAAUGGAUUAUUCUGUUUAAAUUAUGUUUGGGUUAUGGAGGUAGUGGCGAUGCUUAAUUUGUCGACUUUUGGGGCUUGAUUCGACGGGUCAUGGAUGAGGUCAGCACAAGUAAGGAAGAUGAACGUCGGCUACGGGAGGCGGCUGGGGGGCGCUUCCUGACGAUGCCAUGGAGACAGAAUCGAGGAGCUUUUGGUCCUUGUCGUCCUCGGGCGGGGACUUCGCAGAAUUCUGGCACCUUGCGUGUUGUCGUUAGAAGACCUCUGGUGGCAAGAUUAACCAAGGACAUAGUUGAGACAUACCAAAUAUGUAAUCCAGAAUUCAAGUUUUCUGAAGAAUUGAACCCAAAACGGUUCCUUACCAGCCCAGCCACUGGGGUGCUAAAUGAUGGCCACGAUAAUGCAAACUCUGAUCUUAUCCUGACUGUGAACUUUGUCUUGGUCAAUGUAGAAUCACAGCGAAGGUAUGUUGUCAAAGAUGUUCUUGGCCAUGGGACUUUUGGACAGGUUGCUAAAUGCUGGGUUUCAGAAACCAACAGUUAUGUUGCUGUGAAGAUAAUAAAAAAUCAACCUGCAUACUAUCAACAGGCACUGGUUGAAGUCUCUAUUCUGACAACGUUAAAUAGAAAGUUUGAUCCUGAGGACAGGAAUCACAUUGUCCGUAUCUUUGAUUACUUUGUAUUCCAACGUCAUUUGUGCAUUUCCUUUGAACUGCUUGGCACAAAUCUCUAUGAGCUCAUCAAGAUGAAUCAAUUUAGGGGGUUAUCACUGAGCAUUGUUCAAGUGUUCUCAAAGCAGAUUUUGCGUGCAUUGGUUCUGAUGAAAGAUGCUGGCAUUAUUCAUUGUGAUUUGAAGCCAGAAAAUAUUCUUCUAUGUACAAGUGUUAAGCCAGUAGAAAUCAAAAUUAUUGAUUUUGGAUCAGCUUGCAUGGAGGAUCGGACAGUUUAUUCAUAUAUUCAGAGCCGUUACUACAGAUCUCCAGAAGUUGUUCUUGGUUAUCAAUAUACCACUGCCAUCGAUAUGUGGUCCUUUGGGUGCAUUGUUGCGGAGUUGUUCCUAGGCCUUCCAUUAUUUCCAGGAGCAUCAGAAUUUGAUCUUCUCAGACGAAUGAUAGAAAUUCUUGGAGGACAACCCCCUGAUCAUGUACUAAAGGAGGCGAAAAACACAAAUAAGUUCUUUAAGCGUGUUGGAAGUGCCCACCAGAAUGAUGAGGCCUCCAUAGGUGGCAGAACUGCGUACCAAAUAGUAACUGAAGGGGAAUAUGAAGCUAGGGAAUCGAAGAAACCAUCAAUAGGGAAAGAGUAUUUCAAUCACAUGAAACUUGAGGAAAUUGUCGAGACCUAUCCGUACCGGAGAAACAUGCUUGAAGAAGAGAUCUCAAGAGAAAGUCAUACCCGCUUAGCACUGAUUGAUUUCUUGAGAGGUCUUGUUGAGUUUGACCCAGCAAAGCGUUGGUCGCCUUUACAGGUUAUUAGCUUGUCAGGAUUUUUUCAUCCUUCCGGCACUUAUCCUGUAGUUUCAAAUGUCUAAAUUUUAAACUGGACA